Messenger RNA from Trichomonas vaginalis G3, 354 nucleotides. Its product is annotated as Prim-pol domain family. The transcript has a single exon. Lineage: Eukaryota; Parabasalia; Trichomonadida; Trichomonadidae. The record is from RefSeq and is a predicted model, not a curated record. Bases 1 to 354 code for a protein of 117 amino acids.
AUGACAGCAACAAACAACAGCAGCAACUUUAUCGUUUCUGAUGAACAAGUUAUUGAUUCAUUAGCUGAGGAAUUAGUUGUGGCAGAAACUAAAACCCUCAACGAAAGAAUUGGUGAAAACAAGAUUGAUUUACAUAACUACCUCAAACACGAUGGAGGAAGAGGAAGGAAAACUGGUAUGGCUUUAUUAGUAAAUAAAAUAUCAAAUUUAACGAUUAUAGAUGUUGAUAUCAAUAAAUCAUACAAUGAUGAACUUAAAGAAACAGUUAGAAAAGACAUUUUAUCAAAACUUUCGGAUAAAGAUGUUAUCGUUAAAACCGCUUCAGGAGGUCUUCACAUUUAUUGCAACAUUUAA